AUGUCUACAGAUCAAUUUAUAAGUAAAACAAUUGAUACUAAUCAAAGGUUUCAAAAACAAACUAGUACAAAAACACAAUAUCAAGAUGCAAUAACUAAAAUUAUAAAAAUAUGUUUGGAAAAGAAUAGUUUAUCAAAAGUAGAGAAUUUAAAAUCGACUUUGCCAGAGGUGGAAUCGGUGGUGGUCAAUGAUUCACCGGUUUUCGGAUAUGUUAUGUAUAUACUGUCGGAUUGUUGCCGUGAGAUGAAGUUGUUUGACGACGCCAAUCUCUAUGGGAACCAAUCGCUGCGGAUCAGAAUCUCACUGUAUGGCGACAAGAGCAAUGAAGUCUGUAUAUGUAUAGAUUUGUUGGUACAGAUUUCAAUGGAUUCUUCGCGAUUCUCCGAUGCCGUAGCACUCUUCCUCAAGUCGUUCAAGUGUAAGGCACACUCACAGUAUACCACCUACUCACAGCUGACAGUCGAUUCCAUUCGUGUUUCAAACGCAUUGCUCUUACAGUCGUCUUCAGAGAGUGCCGCCACUGCUUUCAACCUGUUGGGGCAGUCGGCCGACAUCCUCUUUGAUCUGCUGACGGAUGAGUCAUCGCCACCCAACCAAGAUAAAGACACACAGCAAGAUCUCAGACACUCUGUAAUAUCGAUACUCCAAGAGAAGGCGAGUCAACACGAAAAACAAAUGCCACCCGACCUCUCGAAAUCCGCCAACUGUUUUAAACUAAUUUUGAAAAUACCUCAACUUUCAAAUAAGGAUGAACAAUACUCUUAUGAAUCAAUUAUCGGUUGUUUUUCAAAACAAUGGUUGUUUGAAGAUGUAAAGAAUUAUAUUUCACAAUAUAUUGCAAUGGGACAACGAUGUUUUAAACCAAUAUCGGUGGAGAUGGCGAAUAUUCUCUAUUUCUGUGGUGUUAUUAUGGAGGAGCAAUCGGAUCGUCCCUCUCCAACUAGAUUGUGUGAUCUGGUGGAUGCACUACGCUACUAUUUAUGUACAUUAAAGAUUUCCCGUGAGACUGGUGGUGUGUCGCUCAACGAAGAGUCACCGGCAUUCGCACAGAAAAAGAUGCGUGACAAAAUCGAAACGAUCAUCUAUAACAAUCGACCGCUAAAGAUUGAGGAUGUUGUGCUGAUGGUCGAUCGAAUGCUACAGAUAAUAUCGAUCGAUUUUCUCUUGAAUAUUCAAAAAUCACAGAAUUGGCUGAUGCGAUACAUCUAUCCCGAUUUCAUUGCUGAGGAUGCACUCCGCGAGAAAGAAGAUACUCUGCCUGCCAAGAGUGGAUCACUCUCCAAGCUGAAUGGUUUGAUGAAAACCUGGAAGAACCGAUGGUUCAUUUUGGAGCGAGAUGUUUUAUCUUAUUAUAAGAAUCAAGGAGAUCCAAAAUCAAAAGGUGAAAUUAAUAUAUUGGAAAUCAAGUCUAUUGAUAUUGUAACAAAAGAAAAGAAAUUGAAGCCCUAUUGCUUCCAAAUUAAUCAUCCAAAACAUACACUUGUUUUGGCUACAGAUACAGAGGAAUCAAUCAAAGAGUGGGUUUCAUUGUUGAACAAGGCAAUCCAAUACUGGCAAGAGUGGAAUUCUAAUUUAACUUUGACACUAUAUUCAAUAACUGGUGGAGAUGAUGAUUCCUAUAGCUUGGAAUUGGAAAUCGCUAACUAUCGUCCAAGAGUGGUAUCCUCUAGAUACCUACCAUACCCACCGCCAAUGCCCAUGCUCAAGGAAAUCAUUAAUACAGAAUACUUUGACUACCAGACAAUCUAUGAAAUUAUAAGCGAUACACUUCCACUGUUUAAAGAGAAUCAUAUCGAUUUCAUUCUUGAAGUAUUAGAUUUAUUGGAUUUUGAGGAAUUUAGUAGUAAAAAAGGUCAUAAUGAUGAAGUACAUCAAUUUAUCUUAAAAAGCUCAAAAAUAUUCUUUGUCGUUCGUUAA
Molecule: messenger RNA, 1917 nt
Organism: Heterostelium album PN500
Lineage: Eukaryota; Evosea; Eumycetozoa; Acytosteliales; Acytosteliaceae
Exons: 7
Coding region: 1-1917 (638 amino acids)
Molecular function (GO): protein binding
Source: RefSeq, a predicted model, not a curated record